UUCGACGAGCAGUAGCGUCUAGACAAACACUGCCCCCAAGCCGGUUUCCAAUGCAUCAGCUUUCUACAGUAGAGGGCGCCAGAUUGCUGGUUACUCUGCCACGGAUGCAUUGCUACAAUCAAGGCAAACCAACUCUAACGUCACGGUAAAGCGUACCCCUGGAUUCCUGAGCGUCUCUAACUCAAAGAGGUUGUACCCGAUCACAAGCUACCCGGCUGGAGGCAGAAGAGCAUCCCCGCAGCAGUCAAGACGUCUCAGAUCAGUCUACAAGGAUUCUCAAAUCUUGGUAAUACGUGUUACAUGAACGCCAUUCUCCAGUCGCUAUUCUGUCUGGAAUGCUUCACUGCAGACAUGCAGAAUCAAGACAUCAUUCCACUCAUGCAGAAAUCAAGUCUCUACUGUCAUUCUAACCCAAUCGGGUCGAUCCAGACGGCGCUGGAGCAGUUCUUCAGAGAGGAGGGUAUAGAGUAUGCCUGCGGAGAAUGUGACUGCAAGCAUGCUAUAGUCACGCAUAAGUUCACUAAGCUACCAAGGGUAAUUAUCAUUCAUCUUAAGCGCUACAAAUUUGACGCUGACGCCUUCCAGUACUCCAAGCUCCGUCGUCGCAUCCUCAUACCCAGGUACUUGUCCGUCCACUACCACUGCACCAAGGAAACCCAGAGUCCAACCUCUCUCCCAAAGUCAUUAGUCAACGGGACGUCAUCUCCAAGGCCACAACAACUCAAUGCCGAGAGAACUCAAAGGUUGUCCCUCACAGCCCCGUCGACGAGGGAAUCUAAUUGGUCUGCAAGGAGCGAGUCGUUUAAGCCCUCGCGCUUCAGUUUUACGCCCACUGCGCCCCUCAAGGAAGAGGCUGAACUAUGACGACAACAGGUACUUAAAUAUUUUCUCAUCAUCGAUGUGAUUUCAUGUCACUCAAUAACUAUUUAUCUACCAGCCUAAUCAAGUCAAUGAGGUUAGGUUGGGUUUUUGUUUUUGGUGUUGCCAUGCAAAGUUCAGAAUGUAACUUUUGCACUGACCGUAUGCGAAGCGUGAUACAUUGACACUCACAAUACUCAGAGUGCAAUAUGAAAACUGUGAUUGGGUUAUCGCCUGAUAUCACACUCUGGUUUGAUUGGAUUAUUAGUGCAUACUGGAAGGUAAUAUAGUAGAAACAAUAAUACAUGGCACCCUGAACUAAGAUAUUGACAAAAUGGAGAGCCCGCCAACACAGGGUUAGCAGGCCUGUAUGCUUUGUUUGUGAAAGGGCACCGGCACCAAGGCAUUUUUCCCUUGGUAAUGGUGCACCUUAUGUGGAAAUUGUAAAUUACUGGAGCAUUUCAAAGGCAAUGACCAGAGGGGCAAUCGCCCUCGUUACCUUUCGUGAAGUAUAAGGCCUUGAGUGCUGGUACGUUAAU
Molecule: messenger RNA, 1397 nt
Organism: Asterias rubens (European starfish)
Lineage: Eukaryota; Metazoa; Echinodermata; Asteroidea; Forcipulatida; Asteriidae
Product: ubiquitin carboxyl-terminal hydrolase 37-like
Exons: 6
Coding region: 301-864 (187 amino acids)
Biological process (GO): protein deubiquitination; G1/S transition of mitotic cell cycle
Cellular component (GO): cytosol; nucleus
Molecular function (GO): cysteine-type endopeptidase activity; cysteine-type deubiquitinase activity
Source: RefSeq, a predicted model, not a curated record